AUGAUUUUUAUACUAGCCAUCAUUGAAACAAAGACAAACAAGCUUAGUGAGAACCAACAAAUUGCCGACAAAAAGAAUCUUCUUGAAUUAAAAGUUCCAAUAGGAAAAUCAAACAUUUCAUCAGCUGCCUUUAAGAAAUUCGAGAAUAAAUUUACUGUCAUUAAUAAUCAUACCGUCACAAAGAUGAUAAAUGAUCAUGAAAUUACAGAAUUUGCUAACUACAAUGUUAGCAAAGUAAAAUGUGGAAAAUGCCAUAGCUUAGCAAAAUGUGUUUGGCCUGGAAUAUGUCAAUGUCCUCCUGGAUAUGAAGGAGAUGGUACUAAUGCUUGUAAUAUUCCAACUCCAUAUAGUUUCAGCUACAUGAUUGGACAAUUUCCUGAAAAUUCUACCGAAUUCAUCAAUGUUUCUUAUACAGGCGUUAGUUCCAGAUUCAAUAUUACGAAAGUUUAUUGUAAAAUUGGAACACAAAUAUCACCUGCAAUAAGUUACGGACAUCUAUAUGCAUUAUGCAAUACUACUUACUCUAAGAAAGGACUUGAAAUUUCCCUAUCCUUUGACGGAGUUAAUUUCGGAGAAGGCGUAAUAAUUGGAAAUUCAUCCUUUUAUAGCUGGUAUGUUUACGUAGGUAUUGGUGCUGGCAUAAUAUUAGGUAUUUACGCUAUAUUCUUGCUGUUUUCUUCAAAACCUGGGCCGCUCGCAAAGAAAGAUGAAGUAAUUCCUCUCACAAAAGAUGUUAACAGAGCAGAUGACUUUGAUGAACUGUAA
Trichomonas vaginalis G3 is the source of this 765-nucleotide messenger RNA. RefSeq lists its product as uncharacterized. The transcript has a single exon. The record is from RefSeq and is a predicted model, not a curated record. Bases 1 to 765 code for a protein of 254 amino acids. NCBI's taxonomy places the organism in Eukaryota, Parabasalia, Trichomonadida, Trichomonadidae.